AUGUGUGACUAUGGAUUGUGCAAAUCUGAACGAGAGCUAUCCAACUUUUUUGUGCUUCUGGCUAGCAACAAUAGGGGUUUCAGAUUUGGAAAUGGUUCAGAAUUUGUCAUUGAGUUUACUUUCUCUGCUCUUUGUUUUGGAAAUAUUAUGUUAAUAUGGUUUUAUUUUGUUGUUAGUGUGCCUGGUUGGCUUGGGCAUCAUCUAGAUUUACGACUUGUCCGGAAUCAAUGGCUUUUGAUAGAUCCCAACAUAGAAUUUCUAAUGUCAGAGGCUAAUGAAGAUAAGACAUUUGGAGACUUCAGAGAGAUGGGACAUAGGCUAGCUAAGGAAGUUAUUUAUUUUCUUAAAACCAAAAUGGACAAAGCAUCAAGAUUUGGGAGUUUGGGAGAUAUUAGGCUAAGUUUUGUUGGACAUUCUAUUGGUAACCUCAUUAUAAGAGCAGCGUUAGCAGAUAGCAUCAUGGAGCCAUUUCUAAGUCACCUAUAUACAUAUGUUUCAGUAUCUGGUCCACACUUGGGGUAUCUUUAUAGUUCAAACUCGUUAUUUAAUUCUGGAUUAUGGUUUUUGAAGAAGCUAAAAGGCACACAGUGCAUUCAUCAACUCACUUUCACGGAUGAUCCAGAUAUCCAAAAUACAUUUAUCUAUAAACUGUGUAAGCAGAAAACCUUGGAACAUUUUAGGAAUAUUAUUCUGCUAUCUUCCCCCCAGGAUGGUUACGUGCCUUACCAUUCUGCUAGAAUUGAAUCAUGCCAGGCUGCAUCACGUGACACUUCAAAGAAGGGUACACUGUUCCUAGAAAUGUUGAAUGCUUGCUUGGACCAAAUCCGUUCCAACUCCACACAACGCCGAGUCUUCAUGCGCUGUGAUGUCAACUUUGAUCCAUCUACACAAGGCAAGAAUCUGGACUCUAUAAUCGGUAGAGCUGCACAUAUUGAGUUUCUGGAUUCUGACAUUUUCGCAAGUUCUCUAAAGCCUUCAGCCAUAACCUCUCACCCUUUGUGA
Molecule: messenger RNA, 1002 nt
Organism: Sphenostylis stenocarpa
Lineage: Eukaryota; Viridiplantae; Streptophyta; Magnoliopsida; Fabales; Fabaceae
Source: the annotation of a GenBank genome assembly